GCAGCAGGUGUCGCUUCUCUAGGGCAAGACGAGUGGAGCGAUCUGCGAGGUCGCAUGCUCGCGAGCUGGGCAUGCUCGUCUCUGAUUCCGAGAUCUCUUCCUUCCUUCGGCUGCGAGGUCGAUUGCGAGGUGAGUUAGGUUUGCGAGGUUGCCAGGGUUCCAGCGAGCCACGGGUUGCGCCUAGCGGUUGGCUAUUGAGGGAGAACAAGGUAGAGUUUGGCGAUGGUGGCCCCAAGCGCUGCACCUCAGAAGGCGGGGGCUGGAGCGAGCGGGGGAAAGGGGUGGGGAAGAGGAAUGAAUUUUGGGAGUGUCACUGGGACGAGUCUCACGGACAAGGCGCGCAGAGCAGCCAGCAACACUGCGCGGUUUAGCCAGAAGCUGCUGUGGAGCACAGGUAAAGCUGCGUGGAUCGCUGGGACGACGUUUUUGAUUUUGGUGGUGCCGCUGAUCAUUGAGAUGGACCGGGAGCAGCAAAUGGUGGACAUGGAGAGCCAGCAAGCAGGGCUUCUGGGAGCUCCACCGCUUCCUGGAUCACCGCCGGCCGUCAAGUGAUUGGGUUUCGAGCUUCGUCGUAUUGGCUAUUUGCUGCACUUUGUUGUACGUACGUGGAGUGUAAUCGUCUUUCGUUUUUUGCAUUUCCCCAAUCGCCGUGUUUCUCCCCGAAACCUAGUCGCUCAUUUUGACGGGUGGUGGGUUAGAAUUUGAUUGACAGGAAUUUGCGACCAUUCGAGUUUAGGGUUCCGGAGGGGCUUUAAUGUUCCUGGCCAGUGGCUGAUGCAAGAAUCAAUUGCAAGAAUGUCAUCAUCUAGUUAGACAAUUUGAUGUAAAAUCUGCAUUAUUGAAUGGUUUGAUUGUGUCAUGGAACCACUUGGAAUUCCAUCGUGAGCUUCUGUGUACUCUCUUUUGAAA
Molecule: messenger RNA, 909 nt
Organism: Physcomitrium patens
Lineage: Eukaryota; Viridiplantae; Streptophyta; Bryopsida; Funariales; Funariaceae
Product: mitochondrial import receptor subunit TOM9-2
Biological process (GO): intracellular protein transport
Cellular component (GO): mitochondrial outer membrane
Source: RefSeq, a predicted model, not a curated record